Messenger RNA from Morus notabilis, 1329 nucleotides. RefSeq names its product probable 6-phosphogluconolactonase 4, chloroplastic. Gene Ontology annotation, biological process: carbohydrate metabolic process; pentose-phosphate shunt. Gene Ontology annotation, molecular function: 6-phosphogluconolactonase activity. The transcript is spliced from 3 exons. Bases 136 to 1107 code for a protein of 323 amino acids. The record is from RefSeq and is a predicted model, not a curated record. Lineage: Eukaryota; Viridiplantae; Streptophyta; Magnoliopsida; Rosales; Moraceae.
UAGGCCAAAGGCCCACCUUGGUGCCACCCAAACUGAAGGCCCUCGUCACCGGUCACUUCUGAAAGUCGACACCACACCAAACACUCGCCAACUAAACUCAAACUCGAAUAAAAACCCAGCCUUGCGCCACAGCGCAUGGCUUUCCUUUCACUCUCAUUCCUCUUCUCCACUUCUCGUCUCCGAUUCGUCUCCUCCGAAUAUUCGCCCACUCUCCACGCCACCCCAUUAUCUUCCUCACCAUCACUACUACUCUCUCCUCCUUCGAGACCCAUUCUCUCUCUCUUCACCGCAUCGAGGAGAGAGAAACUCUGUUGCAGAGCGGUGUCGUCGUCGGCGUCGGCGGCGGCUCGGAUGGCUGCGGAGAAGAAGGUUCAGGUGUUCGAUACCAAGGAUGAUCUGGCGGCGGAUUUGGCCAAGUACACCGCCGAUCUCUCCGACAAGUUUACUAAAGAGAGAGGCGCUUUCACCGUUGUUUUGUCCGGCGGAUCUCUCAUCGAUUACCUCAGGAAAUUAGCGGAACCGCCGUAUCUUGAUUCCGUGGACUGGUCAAAGUGGCAUGUCUUUUGGGUGGAUGAGAGAGUUGUGCCAAAGGAUCACGCAGACAGUAACUAUAAACUCGCUUACGAUGGUUUUCUUUCUAAGGUACCAAUCCUUCCUGGUAAUGUUUAUGCCAUCAAUGACGCACUGUCAGCUGAGGGCGCAGCUGACGAUUAUGAAACUGGAUUGAAGCAUUUGGUUAAGAAUGGUGUGGUAGAUUUCUCGGAAGCUAGUGGGUUUCCCAAGUUUGAUCUCAUGCUUCUGGGAAUGGGCCCAGAUGGACAUGUAGCCUCCCUAUUCCCAGGGCACCCUCUUGUCGAGGAAAAGGAGAAAUGGGUUACUUUCAUCAAGGACUCGCCAAAACCGCCCCCAGAGAGAAUCACUUUCACAUUUCCAGUAAUAAACUCUUCUGCUUAUAUCGCACUUGUCGUGACUGGUACCGGUAAAGCAAGCGCUGUGCAAAAAGCUUUGGGAAGUAGUGAAGAUUCUGGUACGCUGCCUGUGGAAUUGGUUUCACCCGCAGGAGAGCUGAAGUGGUUUCUGGACAAGAAUGCUGCCUCAAAGCUGUAGAGUGGGAGAACAUCAAUAAUAAUGCGAAAGAAGAAUAUAUUAGCUUCCGUACUUAUCUUGUGUGGUGUGGUUUGCAAAUAGAUCUUAUAUGUAGUUAUGUCUUUGUAAUCUUGAUGGUAAGAACACACACAGUUAGCCUUUGACAUCUUCCUGAUUCUGGUGGUAACUUUUGAGGUCUUAAAUAAAUCUUUGAGGUCUUAAAUAAAUCAUCACUUGACAUGA